Molecule: messenger RNA, 2422 nt
Organism: Clupea harengus (Atlantic herring)
Lineage: Eukaryota; Metazoa; Chordata; Actinopteri; Clupeiformes; Clupeidae
Gene: sh2d4bb
Product: SH2 domain-containing protein 4B
Exons: 8
Coding region: 632-1963 (443 amino acids)
Cellular component (GO): cytoplasm
Source: RefSeq, a predicted model, not a curated record
GGGAGGGAGAGAGGGAGGGAUGUAAUAAAAACCCAUACUGGUUAAAGACAGGAAUGAAACCUUGGAGUAGAGGAAGUAACAGAGCGAGAGCGAGGGGUAGAGAGAGAGACCAGCGAGAGGGUAAAAGGAUAAAAAACUCUGAGUGGAGGGAAAGUGAUGCAGAGAGAAGAAAAGGAAAGACGGCGGGAGCCAACUACUGUGUGAAGCGGUGAAACAGUGGGAGAGACGUUCGGCAGGCAAGGGAGCGGAAGAAAAGAAAGAAAGAGUCGGCAAAGAGAAAGGAGAAGAGAGAAAGGAGCUGACACAGUGAUAAUGUGGUUCUUACAUAGAGAUUUAAUCCCUGUUUGUGGUGCGGCGGUGACUCAACGGGCCCUGCCCGGCCAAUAUUGAGAAAGCCAGCAGAGGACAAAAAGACCAAACUCACAGACACAGACACACCUGACUGAGGCCAGGGGAGGACACUGCAGCAGAGCCACAGUCCCAAACCCUGACUAGCACAUCAUCCACUGGGUACCUGUUCUCCACCGGUCUACCCAGUCUGUCUACCUAGUCCGUCUACCUAGACCUCUCUGUGUCUGUCUGACUAUCUGUCUGUAUCACCGUCUGCUGGCCACACGAUCCUCCAGCCAAGAUGAUGCAGCAGAUCCUGCAGGAGAUGUUCAUCGAGCCGGACCUGCUGGCCGAGCUCAACGAGGAGCAGAAGCAGAUCCUAUUCUACAAGAUCCGCGAGGAGCAGGUGCGCCGCUGGAAUGAGCGCGAGAGCCGCGACCCCAGCUCCAGACGAGCCAGUGACCGGAGGGGUAUCCAGUGGCAGCUGGGCUCCGACGGUGAUGUGUGGGUGUGGGUGAUGGGGGAGGCACAGGGGGACAAGCCCUACCAAGACAUCGUGGAGGAGCUGAUGGAGGAGCGAGCCAGGAAGCAGGCCCAGCGCGAGUCCCAGGAGCUCUGGCGUGUGAAAGAGGCCGAGAUCGAGAGGAGGUUCCGGGAUGCCAUGGGGAAAGAGAAGGCUCGCUGUGUCGCUGGGAAAUGGAGGGAGGAGACAGACGACAGGAGAGCGGCGAAACAGGUGGAGGAACGCAUACGGGAACAGCUGAAGAAAUACAAAGAGGAGGAGAGACAGAGGGGGGAGGAGGAGAUCCGUCAGACGGAGGAGAAGAGAGCAAAGGAGCUGUACAUCUCCCUGAAGCAAGAGGAGAAGAAGAGCGAGAGGGAUGACAAGGAAUGGCAAGAACAAUUGAGGCGCUCAAAGGCCGCUGACGAGGCGAUGAAGACGAAAGCGAGGCGCGCCCGGGACGAGUACAAGCGCCAGUCUCUACGCGCCAUCGACAAGGGCCUGGUGGCUGGCCUGAGCGGACUCUUCCAGAAGACGCACCACAACGGCUCGGGCCAGAGCCGAAGGCACAGCUCCAUAAUCGAGCAGACGACCAAUGCCGCAGCCCCGCUGCCUGAGGCCAGCCAACCGGCAGCAGCCGUCUCACUGACUACCACCCCCACCAAUGUGGCAGCAGCUGCCAGUGCCCCGCCCAUUGCUGGCUCCACCCACUAUCGCCGCAGACAGAACCGUCGCCAUAGCAGCCCAGCAACACAGUCCCUCUCAGAAUGCCCUGUGUGGAUCCGGCCUCCCAGACCCAACUCGCGCGAGUCCAUCCUGCGCUGGUUCCGGGAGGAGCAGAGGCCCAAGAGAGCCGGCUAUGAGAGAAACAGCAACACCCUAGCGCCCUGGUUCCACGGCAUCAUUUCGCGGCAGGAGUCGGAGUCUAUGCUGAUGAACGCGUGCGAGGGAAGCUUCCUGGUGCGCGUGAGCGAGCGCAUCUGGGGCUACACGCUCUCGUACCGCACGGCCAUUGGCUUCAAGCACUUCCUCAUCGACGCCUCAGGGGACUACUACAGCUUCCUGGGAGUGGACCAGAAUAGACACGCUACACUGGCUGACCUCAUUGACUUCCACAAGGCAAGUGUUUGACCCCAAUCAAAUGCAUACAUACCACACAAGGCUACUGUUCAUGAACACACACACAAACAUACAGGCUAUGUUACAUGGCUUUUUCUCACUUUUUGGCCUCGGCCAUCUGUUUCCAUUACGAGUUGUAUCGGGGUCAUUCACAAACAGAGAACACCAACACAAGAAACUUCUAAAGAGCGCUUAGCAACAACCGUGCGAGUACAUGUAAAAUAGAUUUUAAUGACAUUGUUGGAAACGAUAUCCUUGAUUCUUUUGCCAUUUUUUUUAGUUAUCCAUGGGCCUACAUAGUUGUUCUUUAAAAUACAAGCUGAUAGAGCAUUUUCAUCGUGGGGUCAAACCCCGGUGUCUGGGGAAAAGCCUCAGACUUUUAUUUUUAAUUUCCAUCUGAGAUUGGACUGGGGCCACGGCCCAGACGGCCUCCGUUCGGUCCUGGAGUGGGGAAGGGCCGAGUCAGGGCUG